CGAAUCUUAUGGAAAGAAAAUGGAGAACUACCAGCGGAAAAUGAGAAAUGUGGGAAUAAAACCAGAUCCACUUCAAUACAGUCAUUUAAAUUCAUUAUUAAUGAAAAAGAGAAGUGUAAAGAUAAAACACCUUUCUUGAUAUUGCUAAUAGCAACGACAGCUGCUGAAAUUCAGCACAGAAGAACCAUUAGAAAAACUUGGGGAAGUGAAUCUGUGGUUCCAGGAGUUGAGGUUGUUCGGUUGUUUAUGCUGGGCCUUGAGAGCAAGGGUCCCAGUGAGGUCCUACUGAGAGAAAGCGAGCAAUAUCAUGAUAUUAUUCAACAGGACUUUUUGGACACUUACCAUAACUUAACUCUUAAAACUCUGAUGGGCAUGAAGUGGGUUGCCUCGUAUUGCAGUGGUGCAAGCUUUGUUAUGAAGACAGACAGUGAUGUUUUUGUUAAUACAAUAUACCUAAUAGAAAAGCUCCUCAGGCCUCUUUCACCUCCUCCACAAAAUUAUUUCACAGGCUGUCUUAUGAAAGGGCAUAAGCCUAUUCGGAAUAAAAAAAGUAAAUGGUACAUAUCAGAAGAAGAAUACCCAGGUGACAAAUACCCUCCUUUUUGUUCAGGAACUGGCUAUGUCUUUUCUGGUGACCUGGCUUCAAAAAUUGUCAGUGCUUCUAUAACGACAAAAUAUAUACAUUUGGAAGAUGUUUAUGUAGGUCUCUGUCUUAAUGCAAAGGGAAUACAGAUAGUACCUCCACCUAGUCAGUCAUUGUUUAACAUAUACAAGGUCCCAUUUUCUCCUUGUGUGUACAGUAAUAUAAUUACAUCUCAUCACGUUCAGAUACACGAGGACAUAAUCUAUUGGGAAACAUUGCAAAAGAACAACCACGGAUGUCAGACAGAAUAGAAAGGCCCAUAGCAAAGAGUCCUUUCUUUCUUUCUUUGACAAUGGACAAAACAGCAGAUGUUUUCCUAGAAACAGAGCAUCUAUAUAGUGAUGACUUUCAAGGUUCUGGGACAUCCUGAAGCACUGGUAUAGUUUUUGUAUUAGGUUGCAUUCAAAGGACUUUUCUUCCAUAAAGCAGGCUUUUUCUGUUGACUGAAUAUUGCUUGGUACCUUACUUUUGUUUUGGAUGAGGCGCCAAUUAAUUCCUGAACUGUUUUAAAAUAUGGCAAGAGAUCAUAUCAAUAUACUGAAGAAAAAGCAAUGAAAAUGCGAUGAAACUUAAUUUUUCAUUAACAAGUAAUAAUAAGUUAAUGUGUUGAUUUUACAUUGCUCAGAUGUAAUGUACCAUUACAUUUACUCAGAUGGCAUUCCAGUGUGACUGAAGAAGAAAGCAUACAUGAUAUGCUGGUGAAUUAGUGAUAGAAAUAUGGAUGGAAACUGCUUUUUUUCAGAAAAUCUAAUAUUAGGAUUUGCCAGAUCUCUAUUAGUGCAUGCAGCUGCUAUUACUCUGUAGUCAUAUAUACAAUGAACGCCUCACACACAAGAUACCACUUAGUCAUUAUUAUGGAGAUUAAUAAACAAGAGGGAAAUUAAGUGCUGAUAGAAUGUUUUCACAGGAAUGUAUUAAAUUCCAUUUUGGGUUACUCAGCCAUGUACAAAAUAUCCUCAUACCUAUGGAAAAAAUAAGAUGACACUUAAUAACCUGGCAAGCUAAAAGUUUCAGUCAAAAUAUCUAUGUAAGUAAAUCACUUUCCAGAUUUCUCUUCAUCCAAGAAUAUAAAUUAUCUGCUAUUCCUAAUAAGAAUUAGGAGACCUUUACAGUAAUUACUGAGUGGGCCAACUGGCUGGAUUAAUUGAAUAGCUAGAAAAAAGUACCUGUAGCUUUGCAGGAAGCUUAUUGGAUGCAUGUGGAAAUCAAAAUGUCAAUCACACAAAUACCAAAUACUUCAGCUAGAGCCAAAGUGAGAAUAUAAUACAUUUACCCCUACUGUCAUUUUAUAAUCUUACAUUAUGAUGUUUAAUAAAGAAACCUAAUUGAAUUACAGGUCUUCUGUGGGGAAAAUAACCCU
Molecule: messenger RNA, 2003 nt
Organism: Grus americana (Whooping crane)
Lineage: Eukaryota; Metazoa; Chordata; Aves; Gruiformes; Gruidae
Product: beta-1,3-galactosyltransferase 2-like
Exons: 1
Cellular component (GO): membrane
Molecular function (GO): N-acetyl-beta-D-glucosaminide beta-(1,3)-galactosyltransferase activity
Source: RefSeq, a predicted model, not a curated record